Messenger RNA from Episyrphus balteatus (marmalade hoverfly), 3891 nucleotides. RefSeq names its product tetratricopeptide repeat protein 37. NCBI's taxonomy places the organism in Eukaryota, Metazoa, Arthropoda, Insecta, Diptera, Syrphidae. The record is from RefSeq and is a predicted model, not a curated record. The coding region runs from base 103 to 3807 and encodes 1234 amino acids. Gene Ontology annotation, molecular function: protein binding. The transcript has 14 exons. Gene Ontology annotation, cellular component: Ski complex.
UUUUUGCAGACGAAGCAAAGAACCAAACUUUCUUCAUCAAGAAAUAAUUUUGUUUAAAUUUAUUAUUUUAAUUAAUAGAUUUUUGUGUAUUUUAAACUAAUUAUGGACCCCAAACAUGUUAAACAAACAUUAAAAGAAGUUCGUGAUGCAAUUAAAAAUGGAAAUAACUCCUUAGCCAUCGAUAAAUGCCAGGAACUUCUUAAAGCUGAUCCAAAGAAUUACAUGGGUCUUAUAUUACUAGGAGCUGCAUAUCAAAAUACUGAUCAAAAACAAGCAGCUUUUCACUUACGAAAAGCAGUAAGCUGUUCAACAACACCCACAUUAGCUUUGCAGGGACUUGCAAAUUGUGCUCCAAAAGAUGAAUUGCCUGAAAUUUAUGAACAACUUCUUGAUCAUGUUCCUGAAAAAUCAUGUGAAUACUACGAUAAAAUCUCAUCACUUAGUCUAGCUACUCCCAAAGUUGCCCAAAAAUGCGUUCAAAUCUUGAAGAAAGCGGCUCUGGCCGCUGAAACAACAGACACCAAACGUUCAUCUCAUAUCAAUUUAGCCAAAAUCUGGGUUACCCAAGAUGAAGUCGAUGAUAAUGAUAUAAACCUAUUUAAAUCUUGCCUGGAAGUAGCCAUAAACGAGAGCGACAACAACGAUCCAAGUAUCCAACUGAAAAUCUUUCAGAGAUACUUAAAACUCCUCUACAAACAAAAUGAUUUGGAGAAACUCUUAAAAAUGUCAGAUCACAUGUUUAAUUUUUUUCCCGAAGAACUUUGUCCUCUGGAAUGGAUUUGUAUGGUUUAUUGUGAGAAUUACAAAACCAAUUCGAGUAUUCUGUCAGCUCUCGAAAUGCCAAUUGACUUUUAUGUUGAGAAAUUGGAAAAUCUUAAUCCCAAGUCAAGUUUAGCUGUUCUCAUAAGAGCCAUAAAGGCAUAUGAAUUUGAACAGAUGGUUCAAGCUAGAUCUUUACUCUUUCAAGUCAAUCAAAUUCAACCAGGCUAUAAGGUGGCACUUCAAUUAAUGGCCAAUACUGAAAUGCAAAUUGGAGCUUAUAUCAUAGCUAUACCAAUUGUGCAGAGUUUAGGUUGGACAAAAGAGUAUGGGAUUUGUCUGUCACAUUCCAGUUGUCCAGAUGAUUUAAAGAAAGCUAUAGAAGUGCUCGAAAAACUUGAUCACAGCGAGGAAGAUGUUUUAGAUUCUUUAGCAAGAUGCUACCAGCGACUGGGUGAGGAGGAAAAACUCCAAGAGCUGCAACUGCCACCUUUUCUCGAAAUCAAAUACAAGUUAUCUCCAAUAGAAGGCUUGGAAAAGUUGCAGACUUUCGAAGAUCAGGAAUGUUACAAAGUUCUCUUGUUAAAGGCACAGCUGAAUAUUAUGGUUCAGAACUAUGAUUCUGCUUUAAUAUGCAUGCUGAAGGCAGCACGGUUAAGACCAUACCGAGCUGAAUGCUUUGAGAAUUUGGGAAAAAUCUAUAUGGCUUUGAAGGACCAAACAAGAGCUAUUAAGUGUUUUGAAAAAUGCACUUGCUUAGAUACACUUAAUCAAACAGCAGUUAAUAUGUUGAGUUCAAUAUAUUUAGAAUCUGGUGAAGCGUUUUAUGAAAAAAAUCUAACACUUCUUUUAACUGCUUUGAGCAAGUGUCCAACUGGAUUGCUAAAAUGGGUGCAUUUCAAAUUAGGAAUGCAUUAUUUAACUGUAAAGGACUUUGAUGGAGCAAUUAAUUCGUUUAGGGAUUCGAUAAAAUUUGAUAUUUCUGUAAUUGUAUCUUGGGAGUGUUUGGGUGAUGCAUAUAAAGAACGAGGAUCAUAUAAUUCUUCUUUGAGAGUGUUUCAAAAAAUUUUGGAACUUGAUCCAGGGAAUAUCUAUGCAAAGUUACAAGUGGCAUUGAUUAAUAUGAUCAUUCGAAAUUAUGCAGAAGCUAUUGAAAAAUUUGAUGAACUUCUUACGGAUCAUCCGGAUUAUCUGCCUGGCUUAAAAGGCGCUGCUGAAUCUCACAUUGGACUUGCAAAUAACCUUAAACUUGAAAAGAGGCUUGGUCGUUCAAAAUAUCAUCUUCAACAAGCUGUUAAAUAUUUAGAAAGAGCUUUUAUAAUUUGCAAACAAGAUAUGGUCUGGUUAUGGCGGCUGACAGCGAAUACAUUCGUCCAAGUCGCAUUACUACCAACAUCCAAAGCUCAUUUGGAAGUUUCAGCUAAAUUGGCAAAACAAGGUGCAGAUGGUAUAAUUGUCCUUGAACGAAAGCAAUUACUAUCUCUUGCAACAAGAUUUUACACAUGUGCCUUAAAAUUAACACAAAACACAUUCCUUUGGUAUGAGUUGUCAAUGUGUGCCUAUUACAGUGCCAAUUAUGAACCAAACGACGAAGUCAAACAUCUUGAUCUGGCAAUUAAAGCCUGUAAGACAGCCAUAAGUCACCAGAGUGAUCGUUGGGAGAAUUGGAAUGCAUUGGGAGUAUUUAACGCUCACAAAGCUAUCAACGAUUUGCCUUUUGCUCAGCACUGUUUCAUUCAAGCUUUAAUGAUUGAUCGCAAAUCAUACACAACAUGGACAAAUCUUGGGGUACUCUAUUUAAAAUUGGGUGACAUCAAGUUGGCUAAUCAAGCAUUCCAACGAGCUCAACAAUCAAGUCCAAUCUAUCCAAAUGCCUGGAUUGGUCAAGCAAUGAUAGCUGAGCACAUUGCUGACGAAGAAGAGGCUUUAGAUCUAUUCAGACAUUGUCAGCAAUUUGAAUACCAUUUGGAAUCGACUAUUGGCUAUGCACAUUGGGUCUGUAGCAUUCUUUGUGAUCCCGAGAAGCGCAAGGAACCGAGAUUUAAACGAACAAUUGAUCUUAUGUUUGCUGGAACUGUUGCUUUGGAUGCAAUUACAUGGUAUUUUGCUGUUGAAGAAGACAAUUGCUCUCCAGAAGCACUGUCUUAUCUCGGUUUUCUAAAUGCUCAUCAUCAGCUUUAUCGCCCGGCUAUUAGAGGAUAUUUACAAGCAGUUAAAACUGCAAAUCCAGAUGCAAGAAAUAAACUCUACACAGACUUGGGUUACAUGUUUUUGAAAAACAAUCAACCAAAAGAAGCUAUUGAUGCCUUCAAUUCAGUAACAGAAGCUAGUUUCAAGCCUAUUGUUGGUCUUGCUUUGGCAUAUUUCCGGGCCGGACAGCAUCAAGAAGCCUACUCAGUUUAUAAUUCGAUAUUGAAGAGCGUAGCUGGCAGUGAAGAGGAUAAAGCGGCUAUGAUUUUGGUUGCAAUGGCUUCAAUGGUUUAUUCAUCACAAGGCGAAGCUGAUACUAAGACUAUUUUAUAUCAAUGUAUUCUCUUGAAGGAUUCACCAAUUGAAGCUCUUUAUUCGGCCUGUGCUCUUGGAAUUCUUCAUCAUGAUAAUCAACUGACUGAGACAAUUUUAUGGGAAUUGAAGAAGUAUGAACGAUCUUUGGAACAUUGUGCUCAUAUUGCAUUCCUUACAUCACAGUAUCAUCUUAAAAAUAAUCAAACGAGGAAGGGUUUAACCUAUCUCAUAGCCCGCGUCCACAUGUAUCCUCAAUGUGCCGAAUUGAGAAAGGUUUUGGCAAAUUAUUUACUUGAAAAUUACGGACAAAUGCGAAAGUAUUUCUUGGCUAUUAGUCAAAUGGCAUUGAGUGCUAUUGCUUUGGGUCACGGUAGCUCCAAAAAAAGCUCUUGUAUUGAAGAUGCAAACUCACUGAUGACAGCCAGUAAAGCAUUGAAAGCUGUUGAUAAAAAGCAUUCAAUUAAACUUAUUCAACGAGCCAUUCAUUUGUAUCCACAAAAUAAAGAUGCAUGGAAUGCUUUGGCUGUGAGUGUUAAAGGCUGAAUUUUAGUUAAGAGAAAAAAAAACGAAAUAUUUUAAUUUGUCAAUAAAAAGAAAUGUGUUUUGUAAUUUUAAUUUAACAUUCAA